Messenger RNA from Aureococcus anophagefferens, 1248 nucleotides. RefSeq lists its product as hypothetical. The record is from RefSeq and is a predicted model, not a curated record. The transcript is spliced from 2 exons. NCBI's taxonomy places the organism in Eukaryota, Pelagophyceae, Pelagomonadales, Pelagomonadaceae. Bases 1 to 1248 code for a protein of 415 amino acids.
AUGCCGCUCUCGCCGGAGAAGGGCAGCAGCGCGACGAACAUCAUGCCCGCGGACUGGGCCAAGGACGUGCAGGCGCUCGUGCGCCGGCACAAGUACAACUUCGACGCCGCCGCGAAGGAGGUCGGCGCGACGGCCAAGGAGCUGCGCAUGGAGCUCGCGCGCCAGGAGUUCGGCGACGAGGCCGGGGCGCCGAAGCCCAAGGCGCCGGCCCAGCCCGUCGUCCGCGCCGUGAAGAAGCCCGCGGCCGCCGCCGCGGCGGCGGACGACGACGACGACGACGCGGGCCUGAAGGUGCUCGACGUCGCCGCGAUGCGCGCGCGCCACGGCCUCGUGCCCCGGGCGCCGCCGCCGAAAGCGGCGGCGCCCGUCGACGCGCCGGCGACGCCGGCGGCGCCCGCGUCCUGGGACCCCGACGCCUUCUUCGAGGCGCAGCGGCUCAGGGACCUGGAGAACUUUGCGAAGAAGGAGGCGAUCUUCGACCGCGUGCUCGCGUCCCUCGGCGGCGGCGACGGCGACGCGUCGUCGUCCGUGCCGUCGGACGUGCUCGAGGCCUUCGAGAAGCAGCGCGCGGAGGAGCGCGAGCGCCUCGAGCGCCUCGACGCGAAGAAGAAGGAGCGCGACGAGCUGCGCGAGCUCGCCGCGCAGCGCGAGGCGCUCCGCCGCCGCUUCGACGAGGACAGCCCGGACGCCGAGGGCGUCGACCAGCGCGUCGACCCCCUCCGGGACCUCGCCCCCGCCGCGCCGGCGCCGCAGCGCUUCGUGAGCCGCGAGUCGAAGCGCGUCGAGGCCGAGGAGCUGUCCAAGGCCGCCGCGGCGAUGAUGCCCGCCGACGGCGCGUCGUGCACCUACGACCCCGCGGGCCUGGACAAGAUCCUCGACAUGAUCGAGGCGGAGCACGAGGAGGACGGCGUCGUCGGCGUGAGCGACGAGCUCGCGGACCUCUUCGCGCUCAUGGACGCGGCGCCGAAGCAGCCCAUGCACAAGGUCCGCAAGGCCCCCGCGGUCGAGCCGCCGCUGCCGUCGCCGCCGCCCAGGGCCAAGGGGCCCGUCGACGCCUCGAACCGCUUCGCCGCGCUCGCGCCGCCGUCGCCGCCCAAGGCCGCGUCGAAGCCCGCGGCGCCUCCCGCGGCGCGCGGCGCGGCGCGCGGCACGCGCGGCGAGGUCUACGCGCAGCGCGAUGAUUCGGAGAGCGACGACGACGACGACGACUGGCGGUCGGCGCGGAAGGGGUGGAAGGGGGGUCGGUGA